Molecule: messenger RNA, 486 nt
Organism: Phytophthora nicotianae INRA-310
Lineage: Eukaryota; Oomycota; Peronosporomycetes; Peronosporales; Peronosporaceae
Exons: 2
Coding region: 1-486 (161 amino acids)
Source: RefSeq, a predicted model, not a curated record
AUGCGCCGCCCCGCGUCGUCCGCUCUCCCGUCCUACUCGCCCGACGACCGCCGCACGCCAAUGGUGUCCGCUUCUAGCACCGCCACAGCUGCCCCCACUCAGCGCUGGCACACGCGCUGGUGGCUGCUCUUCUACGUGGUGCUGGGGUGCUACGCCAUCACUGUCCUCGGCUCCUUCGUUGUUGGAUUGGCACCCAAACCGCCCACUCACCACGACGAGGUCCAAGAGCAGCAACGAGUGUUACACCACCAGAAAGUGGUGGAGACUGGCCCCAUUAAACUGGAGACGACAGCGAAAGAUCCGAACGAACCAGAGGAAGGCUGGCCCAUACAGAAACCAGAAGAAGAGGUAACAACGGGGGCAGAGCAAGUCGAAACACCGAGAGAAUUAGAGCAGCAGGGAGCUGCUGGAGAGAUUGGCGCACGUGAAGAUGAACACGCCGCUGACGCAGCCCCGGAAAAUGUUGCUGCACUGGUUGGAUCCUGA